Rhizoctonia solani is the source of this 3330-nucleotide messenger RNA. RefSeq names its product Retrotransposable element Tf2 protein. The record is from RefSeq and is a predicted model, not a curated record. Gene Ontology annotation, molecular function: nucleic acid binding. The transcript is spliced from 3 exons. Lineage: Eukaryota; Fungi; Basidiomycota; Agaricomycetes; Cantharellales; Ceratobasidiaceae. Bases 1 to 3330 code for a protein of 1109 amino acids. Gene Ontology annotation, biological process: DNA integration.
AUGGGGCCAAAAAAGAAUCUGCCAAAAUUGGCAAAGAGUCUGGACCCACUUUGGGAAAAGACUAAGGAAAUUUGUAAUAUAUCCCAGUCACAUAGAAAUAAACUGCUAUUCACAAUUCCAAUCAAACCAGAGAAGCAAGCAGAUACUUUAGAAGUCCUGAUAGACUCAGGCACUACAUCAUCAUUCCUCCACCCUUGCACAGUGGAACUACUCCGCCUACCCUUGAUAGACCUCCCUUCACCCCAAACUGUUGCUAUGCUUGAUGGGUUGAGCCCCCAGGCUGGCAAAAUCUGGAAGAAGGCAAACCUUACCUUCUCCCUUGAUGGCAAACAUAUGACUGAGACCUUCCUUAUAUGCAGCACAGGGUCUCACGCCGCCAUCUUGGGAUUGAAAUGGUUGGAUGCUCACAACCCGGAAAUUGAUUGGAAUCAGCGCACCCUCACAUUCCCCCACGCAACGCCAGAGCACAUAGCCAUUGCUGAAGAGGAGGAAGCAGACAAAGAUCCCUUGAAUGGAGUACCCCUGGAAUACCACCAAUAUGCAAAGGUGUUUGGGGAGGAAGAGUUCAAUAAGCUUCUGCCACACAGGCAUUAUGACAUUGGCAUUGAACUUAUGGAAGAAGGACCCCUCAACUCCCCCCUUUAUAGUAUGACCAAUGCCAAGUCCGCCACACUAAAGGAUUGGCUCAGGGAUGAGUUGAAAGCUGGGAAGAUCCAUCCCAGCAAGUCCUCAAUUAGCUCUCUGGUAAUGUUUGUACCAAAGAAAGAUGGCUCUUGUUGCCUGGUUGUUGAUUACUGUUGCCUGAAUAACUGGACCAAGAAGAACAUGUAUCCCUUACCCCGUCCUGACAACCUAAUGGCCCAGCUCUGUGGCGCAAAGGUCUUUACCAAAUUAGAUCUACAAUGGGGCUACAACAAUGUCCAGGUAAAAGAAGGCAACAAGUGGAAGACUGCCUUCCGCACCAAGUAUGGUUUAUACAAAUCUCUAGUAAUGACUUUUGGCUUAACAAAUGCUCCUGCUGCUUUUCAACACUUCAUGAAUGAAUUGUUCAAGGACUUAUUGGAUGUAUGCAUCAUCAUCUACCUUGAUGACAUCCUGAUCUACUCUAAGGAUGAUGCAUCCCAUAUGCAGCAUGUCCAUGAAGUCCUCUGGUGCCUAAUGGAGAACCAGUUGUUCUGUAAAGCCUCCAAAUGUACCUUCCAUGUCACCUCAGUGGAGUACCUAGGGAUUAUUGUGUUGGAUAAGGGGUUCAGUUUGGACAAGCUCAAGAUCCAGGCAGUCCAGGAGUGGCCCACGCCAACCAAGGUCAAAGAAGUUCAAUCAUUCCUUGGAUUUGCAAACUUUCUGCACCGCUUUGUUGCAAAUUUCAGCCACAUGGCCAGGCUGUUACAUAACCUGGUAAAAAAGGAUACACCCUGGAAAUGGGAUGCUAAAGAACAAGAAGCAUUCCAAGGACUCAAGGAUGCCAUUACCAAUGCACCAGUCCUAGCUCAUGCAGACCCCACCAAGCCCUACUUCCUAGAGACUGAUGCAUUGGGAGCAGCCCUGGGAUCAAUACUUAGUCAAUGCCAAGAAGAUGGUUGCCUACACCCCUUAGGAUUCUUGUCAGAAUCCUUCAAGGGAGCCAAACAGAACUACAACAUGCACAACAAAGAACUGUUAGCCAUAAUCAGGUCUUUCAAAUACUGGCGUAUCUUCUGGGAAGGAACAUUGCACCCCAUCACAGUAUUUACAGAUCAUAGGAACUUGGAAUAUUGGAAAGAAUCCCAGACCUUCAAUUGCCGCCAUGCACAAUGGCAUCUCUUACUGACUGGCUAUAACUUCCAAAUUGUCUACCAACCAGGAAAACAAACAGGGAAACCAGACGCUCUUUCACGCCAAUCCAACCAUGCUGAUAUACCACCAGAACCCCAAUCUAUGCUCCCCAAUCCUGUCUUUGCCAACACCACACUAGUACUGCCAGAAAAGGAACUACAACGCCAGAUCAAGUUGUCCCUAGAUCAAGACAAAUCUCUGGAAGAAAUCCUCCAAUUCCUACAGAAUGAAUCCAAAGCGCCACCAUCCAUUAAAUGUGCCUUCAAGGAUUAUGAGAUGGAAGCAGGAUUAUUGUUCUACCAAGGCAGGAUUGUAGUCCCAGACGUUAGAAAUUUGCAGACUGAUCUGUUGCGCAUCUACCACAAUAGCCCCCUGGCAGGACACCCUGGCCAUCAAAGGACCCUGGAACUAAUCUCCCAAUUGUACUAUUGGCCAGGAAUCAGAGCAGACACCUACUGGCAUGUGGACUCAUGUGAAACAUGCCAACAGAUUAGGAAACCAAAGUAUGCAUCCAUUCCACCACAGCCACUCAAACUCCCCACGCAACCUUGGCAACAUGUGUCCUACAACAUGAUUGUAGACUUACCUAAAGAUGGUAACAGCAAUUCCAUAUUGGUCAUUGUGGACAGCUUUACCAAAUACAUCAUCUUGGUGGAAUGUUCCAAAAAGCUCAAGGCCCCUGAGUUAGCAGACCUAUUCCUGCAACAUGUAUGGAAGCGUUACGGCAUGCCUGAGAAGACAGUUUCAGACCAAGGAAGGGUCUUCAAUAAUAAAUUCCUGAAGGCACUGUACCAGCGCCUAGGAAUGGACCCCCACUUCUCCUUGGCCUAUCACCCACAGAGCAAUGGACAAACAGAACACAUAAACCCCAUGGUCAAACACUUCUUACAAGUCUAUUCUGGGAUCAAUCAGAAAGACUGGGUGAAAUGGCUACCAAUGGUGGAAUUUGCCUACAACAACGCAGUCCACAGCUCCACAGGCAGAUCUCCUUUUAAGGCACUUUACAGAUGGGAACCAGCCCUCACUCCUAGCAACGUCCCAACCAAUGUACCAGAGGUGGACAAGCUAGCAACACAAAUGGAAGCCCAAUGGCAGGAAAUAGAGGCAGCACUCUGGCAAUCAAAGACACGCAUGACUGCUGGAGAAUCAGGAGACCCAGUGGAAUUCAAGAUUGGGGAAGAGGCUUGGCUAGACGCCAAAAACAUAAAGCUGAAGACCCUGACAUACCGUCUGGAACUCCUGCCCUCUAUGAGGAUACACAAUGUCUUCUAUGUGGGAUUACUGUCCAAAGUCAAAAGGGACAAAAAGCGCACCUUUGAAAACUGCCCACCACCUGUUACUGUGGAUGGAGAGGAGGAAUACAAAGUCAAAGGUAUAACAGACGCCAAAGAAAGGAACAGGAAAUGGUUCUUCCGGGUCAAGUGGAAAGGUUACAGGCCUGAAGAAAACAUGUGGGAACCUCAAGAAAACUUGAAAAAUGCCAAAAAGAUUUUAGAUAAAUACAAAAAGAAAUGA